AUGAGCCCUCCAUCCAGGACCGAUGAGAGGACCGCCCUCCUCUCGGACAACCACGCCAAUGGCCGCUCCUAUGGCAACGCCGCCGACGGCACAAGCAGCGCCACCUCGACGCCCGAGACCGAGCAUCGCCACGUCGAGGUCAUGCCCCCCCUCUCGGUCCUCGCCCCCGUCAUGGUCGCCCUCUGGGUCCCCGUGUUUGUCGCUUCCCUAGACGGCACCAUCGUCGCCACCCUGCUCAGCAGCAUCUCUUCCAGCUUCAACGCCUCCGAGCAGGCAGCCUGGCUCGGCAGCUCCUACCUCCUCAGCGUAUGCUGCUUCACCCCCAUUUACGGACGGCUCGCCGACAUUGUCGGUCGCAAGGCCUGCCUCCUCACCGCACUCACCUUCUUCACCGUCGGCACCGCCCUCUGCGGCGUCUCGACCUCGAUGGAGAUGCUCAUUGCCUCGCGCGCCAUCGCAGGCAUGGGCGGCGGCGGCCUCACCACCACCUCGAGCGUCAUCAUGAGCGACCUCGUGCCCCUCAAGAACCGCGGCCUCCUCCAGGGCCUCACCAACAUCAUCUUUGGCCUCGGCAGCGGACUCGGAGGGCCCGUCGGCGGCUGGAUGAACGACACGCUCGGUUGGAGGAAGGCCUUCCUGCUCCAGCUCCCCUUCCUCGCCCUCGCCUACGUCCUCGCCAGCUGCUUUGUCAACAUCAAGGUCCCCGUCCCCUCGCACGGCCGCACCACCAUGGAAAAGAUCCGGAACAUCGACUUCCUCGGCUCCGUCUCGCUCGUCGUCGGCGUCUCGUCGACCCUCAUCUCGCUCAGCAUGAUGAGCGCAAACGACCGCACCAUCGACGAGCCCAUCGUCUGGGGCGGGCUCGUCCUUGGCGCCGUCAGCACCGUCUUCUUCUUCUACGCCGAGAAGCACCUCGCCCCGCACCCGGUGCUGCCCCUCAAGCUCAUCACCCAACGGACCGGCGGCGCGGUCGCCGCCUCCAACCUCUUCCUCAGCAUCGCCGCCUUUGCCACGCUCUACAACUUCCCCCUCUUUUUCCAGGCGGUCAAGCUGCAGACGGCGAGCGAGGCGGGCCUGCACCUCAUCCCCAACAGCAUCGGCCUCAGCCUCGGCUCGGUGCUGGCGGGCAUCUACAUGCGCCAGACGGGGCGCUACUACUGGUACAACUUGGUCCACGCCCUGCUCACCGUCCUGUCGAUCGGCACCAUCUGCUUCUUUGGGCCCCAGACGCCCGAGUGGCUGACCUACCUGGUCGUGGUGCCCAACGGCUUCGGAACGGCGGGCGUGCUGACCUGCACGCUCAUCGCGCUCAUCAACAGCGUGCCGCGCGCCGAGGUGGCGGUGGCCACGAGCUGCAGCUACCUCUCGCGGACGUCGGGCCAGGUGCUCGGCGUGUCGUUCAGCGGCACGCUGCUGCAGGCGCUGCUCAAGGACCAGCUGCGCAAGCGCAUCCACGGCGAGGGCGCCGAGGACAUCAUCUCGCGCAUCCGCCACCAGUCGCACAUUGUCGCCGAGCUGCCCCCGCACCUGCGGCAGGCGGCCGUCGAGAGCUACUCGUUUGCGCUGCGCUGGGUGUUUGUCGGCAUCGCCGUCGUCUCGCUCUGCACCGCCAUCAGCAGCUCCUUUAUUGAGGACAAGGUGCUGCCCGACUUUGAAAAGGCAAAGAAGCCCACCGCCGACGACCGAGAGGGCUUGGCGAUCCAGGGUCGGUAG
Messenger RNA from Pseudozyma flocculosa PF-1, 1713 nucleotides. RefSeq lists its product as uncharacterized. Gene Ontology annotation, cellular component: fungal-type vacuole membrane. Gene Ontology annotation, molecular function: basic amino acid transmembrane transporter activity. Lineage: Eukaryota; Fungi; Basidiomycota; Ustilaginomycetes; Ustilaginales; Ustilaginaceae. The transcript is spliced from 2 exons. The record is from RefSeq and is a predicted model, not a curated record. Gene Ontology annotation, biological process: transmembrane transport; basic amino acid transport. Bases 1 to 1713 code for a protein of 570 amino acids.